AUGAAGCUGUUCCAAGUGACGAUUCCAAACGACCAGCAUCACAAGGUCGUGACAGUGCUGCAAGACGACCUGAACCUGGAGAACGUCACGAGCAUCGAAGCGCGGACGUCGUCGAUCAAGCUCGGCGUGGGCGUCCAGUUCGGCUUCUGUGACGUCAUGUCACCCACUACGGCGGGGUCCAAGAACUCAAUGCGAUCGAGGCGCGGCAUCUUCCAAAAGGCCAGCGAUGUGCCCGCCAUUCCUGUCGCAGAGAUCUACGCACACAUAGAAGCCAGCACAACGCUCUCCCGCGAUUCUAUCGGGAUGCUCUUCAUCUCGUCGUAUGGGUUCCAUAGCUGGCAUGGUCUCGCCGGUGACUCCCCCACUUGCGUCGUCGCGUCCAUGUUGUUGUCCCCACUCAUGGUCGGUCCCAUUCUCGGCUGCUCGUUUGGCUACACCAUCCGCGACCGCAAUAAAGUUUCUGAACGGCCUCUUCAACGAACUCUCUGCAUUGGGUGCGCCAUUACGUUUCUACUGGGCAGGCUGGUGGGCAUAGUCUUGGUGCCCUAUGCGGACGAUGUGAAGUGGCCGACCGUGGAGAUGAGCUCCCGGGGUCAAGCCGUGUCGCUCAUCUUUGGGGCGAUGGUCGCCGCCUUGUCCGGGGCGGGGGUCGCGCUCGCCGAGUCGAACGCCAACAUUUCGUCCGUCGUCCCCCACCGUCAACUGUAG
This is a messenger RNA of Aphanomyces astaci, 708 nucleotides long. RefSeq lists its product as hypothetical. The record is from RefSeq and is a predicted model, not a curated record. NCBI's taxonomy places the organism in Eukaryota, Oomycota, Saprolegniomycetes, Saprolegniales, Verrucalvaceae. The transcript has 8 exons. Bases 1 to 708 code for a protein of 235 amino acids.